AAAACCACAUCAAUAAAACAUUAACAAAAGGUAGUGUUUUCUGUUUUCUCACAUUCUCACAUUCACACUAACACUCUGAUCUAAAAUGGCAGUGCCAGUGAUUGAUUUCUCAAAGCUGAAUGGUGAAGAAAGAGCCAAAACUAUGGCUCAGAUUGCUAAUGGCUGUGAAGAAUGGGGAUUCUUCCAGUUGAUCAAUCAUGGGAUUUCUGAGGAGCUCCUUGAGAGGGUGAAGAAGGUUUGCUCUGAGUUCUAUAAGCUUGAAAGAGAGGAGAAUUUCAACAACUCUACAUCAGUUAAGAUCAUGAAUGAUUUAGCUGAAAACAAAAACAAUGGAAAGUUGGAGCAUGUUGAUUGGGAGGAUGUAAUCACUCUUCUUGAUGAUAAUGAAUGGCCACAAAAUCCACAAGAAUUCAGGAAAACGAUGGCCGAAUAUCGAUCGGAGCUAAAGAAAUUGGCAGAGAAGAUGAUGGAAGUGAUGGAUGAGAAUCUUGGAUUGCCAAGAGGAUACAUGAAGAAAGCAUUGAAUGAUGGAGAAGGAGACAAUGCAUUCUUUGGUACCAAGGUGAGUCACUACCCUCCCUGUCCCUAUCCAGAGCAUGUCAAUGGCCUGCGAGCUCACACGGACGCUGGAGGACUCAUCCUUCUCUUCCAAGAUGACAAGGUGGGAGGCCUGCAGAUGCUCAAAGAUGGACAAUGGCUAGAAGUGCAGCCUUUGCCUAAUGCCAUUGUCAUUAACACCGGCGAUCAGAUUGAGGUUUUGAGCAAUGGCAGAUACAAAAGUUGCUGGCACCGGGUUCUGGUUUCGACUGAAGGGAACAGAAGAUCAAUUGCUUCUUUCUAUAAUCCUUCAUUGAAGGCUACCAUAUGUCCUGCACCAAAGUUGGUGGCUGAAAAGGAUAACCAACAAGUUGAUGAAACUUAUCCUAAGUUUGUUUUUGGUGAUUACAUGGAUGUCUAUGCUAAGCUCAAGUUCCAACCUAAGGAGCCAAGGUUCCAAGCCGUUGUUAAAGCCACAUGAAAAAAAUAGCACUUUGGUUUUCAAUAUAGAAAAUACAUUUGAUCCCACCCCUUUAUUUUUGUUUUUAUUUUUGUUAUCUUUUCUUUGUUUAUUGUUCUUGGUGCUAUACAUGUUUGAUAGCAAAGAGUACCACUUGGUUGCUGCUAUUCUAAGUUUCUUAAGAAUGCAAGCCAUUGUGGGUGCUAGUGUCCAUGUUUUGUUUUCUUUUUCUUUUUUUAGAAUAUUGUUUUGGUGGGAGCAUCUGGGCUUGAAUUGUACCAUAGUACUUAUUACAUAAAUUAUAGUGUUAUCUGCUAUAAA
Arachis duranensis is the source of this 1318-nucleotide messenger RNA. RefSeq names its product 1-aminocyclopropane-1-carboxylate oxidase 5. Bases 86 to 1018 code for a protein of 310 amino acids. NCBI's taxonomy places the organism in Eukaryota, Viridiplantae, Streptophyta, Magnoliopsida, Fabales, Fabaceae. The record is from RefSeq and is a predicted model, not a curated record. The transcript is spliced from 3 exons.